Messenger RNA from Amyelois transitella, 1893 nucleotides. It is a transcript of the gene Ser-4, whose product is annotated as 5-hydroxytryptamine receptor. NCBI's taxonomy places the organism in Eukaryota, Metazoa, Arthropoda, Insecta, Lepidoptera, Pyralidae. The coding region runs from base 440 to 1759 and encodes 439 amino acids. The record is from RefSeq and is a predicted model, not a curated record. Gene Ontology annotation, cellular component: membrane. Gene Ontology annotation, biological process: adenylate cyclase-activating adrenergic receptor signaling pathway. The transcript has 5 exons. Gene Ontology annotation, molecular function: G protein-coupled amine receptor activity.
CGUUCGCAUACUGACUGUAGGUACUAUCUGUUGCGCGCCGAGCGCGGUGGAGGCGCCACGACCGAACGCCCGCCCGCCCUUCAUUAGUACGCAACCCGUAAACAAAUCACUACGCGGCCGGUGCGGAACAAACUCUUUACGAUCCCACGCACUAUACGAAUCUAGUUCAGUGACAGAAAGUUUUUUGUGACUCUUGUUGACGUUCUGUAGUGCACCGUUAAGAACCGGCUGGGGUAAACGGCCUGUCAGCCGCCCACGGAUUGUAGUAGAACUGUAGUAACCACGCCAGACUUGCCUACAGGCAAUGCACCGAGACAUCGCUUAUUUGGGUAGAUUGUAACGCAAGCAAUAAUUUAACAUAAAGAUGGUGGACCGAGCCUUUUAUUUCUUCCAAAAAUAUAAUGCGAGUAUAGCAGGCGUGGAGUCACGGUGAGGGGGCAUGGAGGGCGCGGACGGCGACGAGCUCUUUGACUGGGAGGUGUACCUGCCCGCUUUCAAUGCCAGCGGGAACGGCUCGUGGGAACACAACGCCUCCACGCCGCUCAACGCCACGCUACACGCGUCCGCGCCCUUCGACUCGCCCGCUGCGCUUGUCCGCGCCGCAAUCAAAGCUGUGGUCCUCGGCUUACUCAUACUCGCUACUGUAGUCGGAAAUGUAUUUGUGAUAGCAGCGAUACUCCUAGAGCGGCAUCUUCGCAGCGCAGCCAAUCAGCUGAUCUUGUCCCUGGCGGUGGCGGACCUCCUGGUGGCUUGCCUGGUGAUGCCUUUGGGGGCCGUGUACGAGGUGGCCCAGCGCUGGACGCUGGGGCCCGAGCUGUGCGACAUGUGGACGUCGGGCGACGUGCUGUGCUGCACGGCCUCAAUACUACACCUCGUCGCUAUUGCACUUGAUAGGUACCGUGCUGUGACUAAUAUAGACUAUAUACACGCGAGAACAGCCCGUCGCGUUGGUUUAAUGAUAGCUUGCGUGUGGAUAGUGAGCUUUUUGGUUUGUAUCGCGCCGUUACUGGGAUGGAAAGACCCCGACUGGAAUCGCCGAGUUUCCGAGGACUUACGGUGUGUCGUAAGCCAGGACGUCGGAUAUCAAAUAUUCGCUACGGCGUCCUCAUUCUAUGUGCCCGUGCUAGUGAUAUUAAUACUGUACUGGAGGAUAUACCAAACUGCCAGAAAAAGAAUACGUCGGCGAAGAGGGGCAACUGCACGGAGUGGCGUCGGACCGCCACCCGUGCCGUCGGGCGGAGCGCUGGUCGCAGCCGGCGGCAGCGGAGGCAUCGCGGCCGCUGUCGUCGCCGUUAUAGGUCGCCCACUGCCGACUAUUUCAGAGACGACAACGACAGGAUUCACCAACGUGUCGUCUAAUAACACGAGUCCAGAAAAGCAAUCGUGCGUCAACGGUUUGGAAGCGGACCCCCCGACUACCGGUUACGGAGCCGUGGCGGCCGCCUACUACCCUACUUUAGUGCGUCGCAAACCCAAAGAAGCUGCUGAUUCGAAAAGAGAGAGAAAAGCGGCAAAAACAUUGGCAAUAAUAACCGGCGCGUUUGUUGCGUGCUGGCUUCCAUUCUUCGUACUAGCCAUCCUGGUGCCGACGUGCGACUGCGAGGUGAGCCCGGUGCUGACGUCGUUGUCUCUGUGGCUGGGCUACUUCAACUCCGCCCUGAACCCCGUCAUCUACACGGUGUUCAGCCCGGAGUUCCGACAUGCGUUCCAGCGCCUGCUGUGCGGGCGGCGCUCGCGUCGCCGUCGCGCGCCUCCGUAGCCCACUUCCCCUCCUUAACCCUUGCCCGACUGACCUUCUCUAGCUCGAUACAUUAUGUUACCUUGUUACAUUUUUCAGAGAUAUAUUUACACCCCUUUAUUUUUUGUACGUAAUGAAUGUGAAUACGAAUACCU